This is a messenger RNA of Ogataea philodendri, 837 nucleotides long. RefSeq lists its product as uncharacterized. The record is from RefSeq and is a predicted model, not a curated record. Bases 1 to 837 code for a protein of 278 amino acids. The transcript has a single exon. Lineage: Eukaryota; Fungi; Ascomycota; Pichiomycetes; Pichiales; Pichiaceae.
AUGGAUGUUACCACUGCCUUUCUGAACGGCGACCUUGCUGAAGAAAUUUACAUGCAGCAGCAUCCUUGUUUUGUCCUUCUGGGACUAGAAUCCAAAGUCUGUCGCCUUUAUCGCAGUUUCUAUGGUCUUAAACAGGCUCCUCUCUAUUGGAACCUGAAAAUUGACUCGCUCUUAUGUGCUCAUGGAUUCUCUCACAUUCCCAGCGAGCCGCGUGUCUAUGUUUUGACUCCGGAGUCCCCCAUUUUUGUCGCGCUCUAUGCGGAUGAUCUCCUGAUUCUCUCUUCCCAGUUACCUGUCAUUCGCACGAUCCAACAGCUGUUACACCGACAAUUUCGAAUGAAAGACCAGGGUGCCGUCCGACAUUUUCUUGGCCUAAAUAUUCAGACUACUGCCUCGUCGGUGCCCUUCAUCCUGUCUACCUACCUUGGCUCUCUUCUUGCUGCUUACGGGCUAUCUUCUUGCAAUCUCGUAUCCACACCUGACAAUAGUUUACCCUGGAAAUUUUCCCAUCCUGUGCCUGCCGAUAUCACUACGUACCGCAGCAUUGUAGGGACACUGCUAUUGGCUGCCAAUACUGCGGGUCCAGACAUCGCCUUUGUUGUUUCUAAGCUAAGUCACUAUCUCAACAAACCUCAGAAUAUUCACCUCGCCAAAGCUAAACAUGUUUUGAAGUAUUUGAAGGGGACCCUGAAUUGCGGAAUUGUACACCCGAAACCCCUCCAACCAGGAACAGAUGUUUCGCGCACAGGCUAUUGUGAUGCUGUUUGGGCUGGCGACAAUAAAAGAUUUGUAACUUCCGGAUACAUUUUAUUGAUUAACAAUGUUCCGAUCAGCUAG